AUGCAUUAUGUUGGAAGAGAAGCCAGACAGUCCCAGCGGGAUCGCUAUCCUGCACAUCGAUUUUACAAGAAAGUUAUUGCAAUUUAUCAUUUGGCCAAGAAAAAUCGCUUCUUCAAUAUUGCCAAAGAAUAUGAUAUAAUUCAUGGGCAAUGGUUACCACCAUUACAGCCGUCUUACGACUAUGUACCACGAAUUUAUCUCACACCCUAUGGUAUCUAUCCUCGAACAUUAAAACCAAUUCGUGGUAACCGUGUUCUUCGUCAAUGCAAACGUUUUGGUUUAUCGAUACGACAUUUCUGUCGAGUAAUCUUACGUGACUGUGACUUGUCGCUCAUCCAAAGUGAUGCCAUUGAAGCUUGGCAAUCACAGUUAAAAGCAAUUCUUCUUAACGAUGGAUUGAUUAUUGGUCAACGUCAUUUUGAGUUCUUACUCUUUUCCAAUAGUCAAUUGCGAGAUCGUAGUCUUUGUUUCUAUCGCUCAUUUGAAUCAUGGACUGUCGAAGGCAUUCGUCAAUGGCUGGGCGAAUUUAAUCAUGAGAAAUCUGUUGGAACACGCAUAGCACGCAUGGCUCAAUGCUUUACUUCAACCAUAAAGGGUAUUUUAGUAAGUGAAAUUUGA
This is a messenger RNA of Rotaria sordida, 618 nucleotides long. The record is from the annotation of a GenBank genome assembly. Lineage: Eukaryota; Metazoa; Rotifera; Eurotatoria; Philodinida; Philodinidae.